GUUAUCGAUAUUAUAUCAACAAUUGACAUACACAUACAACUAAAAACAACAUAUUAACAAGUCUAAAGUAAACACUAAAUUUCUAGCAUAAAAUAAAGUAGAGGACCAAAAUUAAGAAGCUAGUAAGCCUUGCUACAGUCUUCGGAAUCGAAGGUGUAAACAGAGAAACAGCGAGACAGAGAAACAGAGAAAUGUGAACUGUUCGCACAGUGGGCAAAAAGCAGUGCGAAGGUUUAUGCAAUGUUCUAGUUUCUUGUUGGGCACCAACAACAACGAGCAAGGAGAGCGGUGAGCAGAGAGAGGAGAGGCGGCAACGUUGUGUGUAUAUAUAUAUAUAUAAGUGGUGUACACAAAUAGCGAGUGGAGCAGCCAAAUGACUGUAACUGUGAACCACACACAUGCAAUGGAGGCACAAGUUAAAGCAACACAGCUGCAGGCUGAAGCAGGAGGAGGAGGAGGAAGUGAAGGCGGUGGAGGCGGAGGUGGAGGUGAACAACAGCAGGGAUCGAAUAAAACAGUCGACGAUAUUACAGUCUUGUUGACUAACAAAAAUUAUCACUUUGACACAGCAUCCGAUGCGGAAGAGGCUUACAUGGAGUUCACUGAAGAAAAGGAGCCAACAGUUCCAACUGCAGAUAGGGAGCUGGAUGUACAGGCUGCCCACUAUGCCAAUCAUGGCUCAGAGCAGCCACAAGUCACCUGGCUGGAUGAUGAUGAGAUCGAUACCUUGGAUCGUGUCACUCUCGACAUUGGCAACAUGUUCUUCAAUCGUGUGGACAGUCAGGAUAUCAUCUAUCAGCAGAAAAAGAAAAACAUUAAAAUGGUGGACAAAUACGUAAUGGGUGAUGUACUAGGUGAGGGUUCCUAUGGCAAGGUGAAGGAGGCCAUGAACUCGGAGAAUCUAUGCCGGCUAGCUGUUAAAAUCCUUACCAAACGCAAACUGCGACGGAUUCCCAAUGGGGAACAGAAUGUGACGCGGGAAAUUCAUUUACUAAAGCAGCUGAAACACCAGAAUGUUGUGCAACUCGUAGAUGUUCUAUAUAAUGAUGAGAAGCAGAAAAUGUAUUUGGUCAUGGAGUAUUGCAUUGGCGGGCUCCAAGAGAUGCUCGAUUAUGCGCCCGAUAAGAAGAUGCCACUGUUUCAGGCGCACACAUAUUUCCAACAACUGGUCAAUGGUCUGGAAUAUCUGCACAGUUGUCGUGUCAUACACAAGGAUAUUAAGCCUGGGAACUUAUUGCUCACAUUGGAUCAGACGCUCAAGAUAUCAGAUUUUGGUGUGGCCGAGCAGCUGGAUCUGUUUGCGCCGGAUGACACCUGUACAACGGGCCAAGGAUCGCCAGCGUUUCAACCGCCAGAAAUUGCCAAUGGCCAUGAAACAUUCGCCGGCUUCAAAGUCGAUAUUUGGAGCAGCGGCGUUACACUUUACAAUCUGGUCACGGGUCUGUAUCCCUUUGAGGGUGACAACAUCUAUCGACUGCUGGAGAAUAUUGGACGCAGUCAGUGGAUUGCUCCAGACUGGUUAUACGAAUUGGAUGCGGCUUUUGCCAACUUAAUACUGGGCAUGCUUCAGGCAGAUCCCAGUGCGAGGCUCUCUCUACAGCAGAUACGCAAAGAUUCUUGGUUCCUGUCCGCACCAGCGGUGACUGGCCCACCGAUACCCAUUCCUCUACACAAGGGCGACAAAUUCGGACGUUCCUCAGUACUGCCUUACCUAGAAGCCUAUCAUUACGGCAACGAACAGGAUCAGGAAGAUGUUUACUUUACCGAGCAUGAUGUGAAUCAGGAGUUGGCGCGUCGUGCCGCAUCUGCCGCUGCAGAGAUUCGUGCUAAUAAAACAGCUGCUGCCAAUGCCGCGUGCCAUUUGUAUGAGGCAUCCACAAGUGCCGAGGCUGCUGCCGUUAACUUGGUCAAUGGUUCCAGGGAAGAGACGACGGUUAAGAUUAAAAAAGGCUCGGCAAUUAAACGACGCGCCAAGAAAAUUGUAUCCUGCAUUAAAUUGAGCCAUUGUCGGACAUCGUAGGCAACUCCUUUAACCCCCCUUUUUUUUAGUUACUAGAGUAAUAUGGAAAAGUAAUAACUUUGUUAACAAAUUGUGAGCAACUUUUUGGUUUAUUUUGUUUUCGUUUUUUUGUUGUCUUACGUUCGCCAAGUAUUUAUUAAGAUGAAGAGAGAUCGAUAAAGAGAAUACGCAAGCCGAUAGAGAAUUAUUAAGAUGUAAAACCGCAGUUAAAAUUAUUAUUAUUAGCGGGGAAAACAAAAACAGAUUGCAAGUUAAAUCCAAGUGACAAUACAGUGUAUUAUAUAUAAAUGAAGAAGAGAAAAAAAUGGGAGAACUAUUAGAUCGUUGAUAUGUAUUAAAAUGUAAAGAACAAAAACAAACAAACAAACGUUGAUUGUUAAUUGCAAUUAGCAGAGAUCCGUUAAAAGUAAAGCGCAAGUCGCAACCAGCAAAAAAAAAAAUAAGUAAAAUGUUCAAAUUCAACUAUUGUUGGCUUUUAAAAAUCUUCUUCUUUGAAAUUAAUGCAAUUUACAGGCGCCAACUAUACACGUAACUGCUGGACAGUAUUUGCCAUGGAUUAUUUAUGAGAUUAAUAAAGUGAGAAACAUUGAAGUA
Drosophila innubila is the source of this 2614-nucleotide messenger RNA. RefSeq names its product serine/threonine-protein kinase STK11 (gene Lkb1). Gene Ontology annotation, biological process: glucose homeostasis; regulation of cell growth; protein phosphorylation. Bases 374 to 2020 code for a protein of 548 amino acids. The transcript has 4 exons. Gene Ontology annotation, cellular component: cytoplasm. Gene Ontology annotation, molecular function: ATP binding; protein kinase activator activity; protein serine/threonine kinase activity. NCBI's taxonomy places the organism in Eukaryota, Metazoa, Arthropoda, Insecta, Diptera, Drosophilidae. The record is from RefSeq and is a predicted model, not a curated record.